UGCCCUCCGAUUUUUCCUCAAGCGGCAUACGAACGCGCCGCUUCUUUAUGCAUUUCUCCGCAGCCUGACGUCGUGACUCGCAUAUGUAUGCUAUUCAAAGGUAUCUGUAAGGAGCACUUAGCAAAUUGGGCCAAUGCACAAAUGCAAGCAGAGAAAGAUGUUGCUCGGUGGGUGGAUGUAGUUGGAGUUGAUCCUGCAAGAGCUGGUGAUGUGGCUUUGUUCAGGGUGUUGGAAUGGGGUUGGAUGGAGGUUCUCGUUUGAUAUUCUAUCAGAUUACUCGAUUUGUGUAGGUGUUUUGAUCAGUUCUGUAUCCGGUGGUUGUGAGGAGAACAUGAGCUCGACGUGUCCGCGAAAUAGAUG
Messenger RNA from Suillus subaureus, 360 nucleotides. RefSeq lists its product as uncharacterized. The record is from RefSeq and is a predicted model, not a curated record. Bases 88 to 261 code for a protein of 57 amino acids. The transcript has a single exon. Lineage: Eukaryota; Fungi; Basidiomycota; Agaricomycetes; Boletales; Suillaceae.